Molecule: messenger RNA, 2009 nt
Organism: Pistacia vera
Lineage: Eukaryota; Viridiplantae; Streptophyta; Magnoliopsida; Sapindales; Anacardiaceae
Exons: 5
Coding region: 5-1735 (576 amino acids)
Biological process (GO): protein polyubiquitination; protein autoubiquitination; proteasome-mediated ubiquitin-dependent protein catabolic process
Cellular component (GO): nucleus; ubiquitin ligase complex; cytosol
Molecular function (GO): cyclin binding; ubiquitin conjugating enzyme binding; ubiquitin protein ligase activity
Source: RefSeq, a predicted model, not a curated record
AACAAUGGCAAUCAAAAACCCUAGGAAAUGGCGGUUCACAUGGGAAGCCCAAUCUCACUCUCCAACCCUCAGAUUAUUCAUCUUCGAUUCUCAAACAAAUCCAUCAGUUCAAUGUCAAGACCUCAAAGUCAUCCUCAAUCUCUCACAAUCUCACGUCGUCAUUACGUGGGUUCAUCAACAAGGGACGCUAAAUGAAGUCUCGCUUUUGGCUCCGUUACCCAAAGUUCUCAUCGACUUUGACUCUCCAAUUAGCUACCGAGCAUUGAGUGACCACAUUGAAGUCAAGCUCCUGCUGCUUCUUCCUGUCGAUCACCCUAUUGUUUCUAGCAUUGAUUCAGUACUUUAUUUAACAGAAGAUAUUCGAAUUGCGUCAUCUGACGUGGCAACGCCACUCGUCAUGGAUUCUGAUUUAAAGAGUCUGUCGGCAAAGGCGGAGGGAGUACAUUUUUACUGCAGAAGUUGCUCGACUAGGUUGACUAGAAGACCUCUUAGACAUUUUGUGGAAAUGCCAUCAGUUAACUGGCAAGAGACGGCUGACAACUGGUUUGGAGCUUGCUGUUGUUCAUUUGGUGGGAUAAGUGAGAAGUUGGUAACCAGGUAUGCAAAUUCCUACAUAUGUGUAACAGAUAUGUGCCUGUUAACGCCCACAACUGUUACCCUUUUCAAGGGUGAUCUUGAGGGAUGUAAAUUUUCUGACUCUGAUAAUGGCCAAAAGUACCAGCCAGUACUGGAUUGUAAUGUUGAAGAUUGUUCUAGUGAAUCAACACAAGCCUCUGGAUGUAAUCAUGGAAAACUUGCAGGCUGCGACUGUCAAAGCGAUAAAAUGCACAACCUUAAUGGAAAAUUAAGGCUCAUGUCUCUUAAGAAUGAAAAUGUUAGUACAGACCUUAAAUGUGAAGUUAAUGAGGGAGAAACUAAUGGCAACAACCUAUUUGGUAUGUUACCAAUAUCUGAUUUAUCUGACAAUGUUGCAUCUUCACCUGGAUGUUGUGUUCAUACAUGUGAAAUUCCAGAAAAUUGCGAACGUACUGUGCCUGAAUCUUCUCCACUAGAUCAAAAAACUAUGAGAACUAUUGAACUAAUGGAAGAUCAGAGAUCUUUUCUCAAUGGCUUUCUUGGAAAUAUUUUCAUGGCCAAAUCCUACAAUGUCUCAAAGAAUAUUAACUGGGUUGAAUAUUCAUGUCCCCAGUGUUCAUCUCUUCUUGGAGCUUACCCUUGUAGUAGUGGUGAUGCUCCUAUAGAUUGUGGCGUUCGACUCUUUAAGUGUUACCUUUCCACUUGUUUGCCAGUCGGUGGAUCAGGUGACAUGUUUCGGAAUUAUACCCUGGAAAGAAUGUUCACAAAUCAGCUUCUUGAAAGUGCCCAAGAUGAAUUAUCAUUUCGGACAGUGGUAAGGGAUUUGAACACCAAAUCUACCAUGCUACAAAUUGUUCUCAUAAAUCCCAGUUCUUGGUGCUGUACUGGUUAUUGUUUGGGUGAGGACAGCUCCAUGGAACCAGUGCUCAAGUUAGAUCUACACCCAAUUAUUAAGGUGUUGUUUUCUGAUUGCAGCAGCAAUUCUGAAUCUCAAUCAAGGAUGUUAGAAGAUUGGCUAACAAAGAAACUAGCUGAUGAAGUUUUCAUGUGUAGACAUCAAAUAGAAGAGUUGAUUGAAGUUCUUGCAUCUGUAAAGGAUGUUCUUCCUCCUUCAUGUUCUUCCAUCCAAGGUUUACCAUUGUCAUCGAUGCGGAGGUAAUGAUUAUCUGUUGGGUUAGCUAUGACCCUCUACCGAAGCCCAGUUUGAUAAAUGGAAGGGGAUUUGAAAUUUUUAAUGUAAAGCAAAAUGUAUUUUUCCCUGUUUGGGGAAAUAUUAGAUACUAUAAUUUAAUUUUCUGUGAUGAUGCUGGACAGGCUGAACCUGUUUAAGAGGUGUAGAAGAAAUUAUAAAUCUUGUUUUUUUGUAAGACUGCUUAAUUGGCCCUCCAUCUUGUAAAUGUGUUCUGAAUCCUUUCAGGAAAGGAAAAGUUAUU